Molecule: messenger RNA, 873 nt
Organism: Helobdella robusta
Lineage: Eukaryota; Metazoa; Annelida; Clitellata; Rhynchobdellida; Glossiphoniidae
Exons: 3
Coding region: 1-873 (290 amino acids)
Source: RefSeq, a predicted model, not a curated record
AUGGCGUCUAAAGGAUUUGUUAAAAAUGAAAAGUUUGCAAACAUGGAAAAAAAUUCUGCGAAAAGCAAUAAAAAAGAGGACAAAAUGCUUGAUAUUGUUACAAUUAUCUUGCAAUUAAACAAAAACAAUUUAUUGGAAUCUCUACCAACCUACGUAAGUGUUAAUUUUUCUAAAAUUCCCAGUAUGGAUAAUAUAUCAAAUGUAAAUUUCAAUAAAAUUAAAUUGGAAAUUAAAGAAAUAUUGUACAAGCAAGAGUUGUACAUAGCAAAACUAUUAGAAAAUAUGAAUGUAAACUAUCUUGCCAGCAAACCGACCAGCGCACCUGAAUAUCAUACGCUGGAAAUUGUCCCACCAACUAAGCAAACUAAACAAAAGCAUUUUAUUGACAACAGAGUUAACAACAACAACAAUUUCAGCAACAACAACAGUACUCUAUUGGCAGAUGUUGCGAGAACUCCAACUGAAAAUAUCGACCAACCAUUCACAGUUGUUCAGUCAAAAAAACGACCAAGAUUAAACAUCACUCCAGAGAUGGUUGAACGAAGUAACGUCAAUAAUGGAAGCAUCAUAAAAUCUGCUACAGAGAAUAUGAUGGAAAAACCAUGCCACAGAAACGAUGUUAUGGAAUAUUUAAAAUCCAUUGAUAUAAAUGUCAUUUCAUGUUUUCCAGUACUGAAACGCACAGAUUCUCCCGCCAAUGAAAGUCCAAACAACGACGAUUGCGAGUCUACGAUGUUCAGGGUAUGCGUUGAAAGUAGCGAUGCUGCUAAGAUGAAAAAUCCGGACGUUAUCUUGCAACAUAUCAUCGUCAAAGAAUGGAGGUUCAACCCCAAAAAAACCGAUGACAAAAACAACAACAAACACGAAGAAUGA